This is a messenger RNA of Salvia splendens (bonfire salvia), 1170 nucleotides long. RefSeq lists its product as uncharacterized. The transcript is spliced from 3 exons. The record is from RefSeq and is a predicted model, not a curated record. Bases 1 to 1170 code for a protein of 389 amino acids. Lineage: Eukaryota; Viridiplantae; Streptophyta; Magnoliopsida; Lamiales; Lamiaceae.
AUGGCUGCCAUUUUCGUUAGCGCCGCCACUGCUGCCGCCCGCCGGAGGAUCGGUGUUGGUGGAGUGGUGAUGUGCGGCGGCCGCUGUGGCUCUCCCGCCUCCUCGGCCUCCGUCGUUUCGGCCUCCACUCCGGCAAGAUAUGUGUUUGAAGUCAUAUUGGAUAGUUGGAUGUUUUUUAUGGGUUUGGUUAUGGUUUUGUCAAAUUUUGACAUCUUGGUGGUUUUGGGAAGGAUCGGGAAAGAGCUCGAUUUGAGGCCGUACGUUCUGUUACUUGAAGGAGAGGCGCAGCUGCCUGAGAGGAUCAUGAGAAACAUUUGCAAUGAGUUGGAUAAGUUGAUUGAAAGAGGUGAGAUGAAGCAAUGCAAGAAUCUAAGGAGGCUGCUUAACAAAUCUGUGAGCUUCAAUGGGGUGAAAGAAUUUGACAGGUAUGAAGUUCCAAGCUUAUAUCUUCAAGAACCCAAGAACUGCUGGUCUCUGCCACUGGUGAGCUUGACAAGCAUUGCAGUCGCGCUUCCUAACAUACCCGCUCAUGAGGCUAAUAAGCUAGUGAGUGGUGUUGGUGAAGGCUUGUCCCUUGUCAAGCUUGUCGAUGGAACUCUUGAUAGAACCGGAGACAUGGAACACGUGAAGAAUGCAGCAGACGCGGUGUGGGUAGGUGUCGAACUCUACAGGAAAUGGCAGGAUAAGGAUCUGCAGAAUACAAAUAUGGGAGAUGAAACUUACAAAGAGACACUGCAAAAGCUAUCCAAUCUUGGAGAAAAGACAGUUAAAGAUUUCACAACUAGGAUUGAAGAUAUUAUGAUGGAGAACCCUCUGAAUUGGCCGAGCAAAGUCAUAGCUGCUAACUCGAUGUACAGAAUCACUCAAACCAUCUUGUUGGACAACAAAGACAACAUACAUCGAACGGAUAAAGUUCUCUUUGAGAAGCUGUGUGUGAUGAUCUCGGACAUACUGGCGGCCUGUCUCACCAACUUAGCUCAUGUCAUAAUCUUCAAGUGUCACAACGAUGCAACCAAAGACAGGCAAGAGAAUGUGAGACGAGCAGCUGUUCUUCUUGGCGAGAGUCGAGAGAUUCUUGAACUUCUGCAGCAGCAUCGUCUUCCAAGUUUGGAUCAUGAGAAAGCAGCUGAUAUUGAGGAAUGGAGGGCAUCAAUGGUGCACCUUCAGUAA